AUGACCAGAUGUUUAUAUAUUAGAGCAGCGUAUCAGGCUAAACUCUUUGCAGGCUUGGUUGCGGCGCGAGAUUUCAAAAUCAACCUCAACGCCUGCGAAGCCUCGGUAUUCCUAAAUGCCAGCACCAAUAUCUGGAAGAACUACACACUCCACCCGAGCAUUGACUGGCGAACGAAAAUCGAGGCCGCGACGGCUGCCAUCAACGUUACCAACGCCGACUUAAAAAACAAAGCGUUACAAGUUGCAACCUAUGGAACAUUCGUAUGGAUCGAGGGUCAAUCCCAGAUUCCAAAAAUCGAGCAAGCGGUCAAAGACGUCCCAUGCAAGAACGUCCUCGGCCUCGUCAUUUCAGGCCUUCCUUACCACGAAUGCCUGCCUAUUGAGGUUAAGCCACCAAUGGAACCAUAUUCUUAUUCUGCGGAUUAUAUUGAUCCAAUCGUCAAGAUCUUAAAAUCCUAUCCAAACACGGCUUUCGCUUUAAUCAUCGAGCCAGGUGUCGUUGGAAAUGUCGUACCGAAUGUAAACACAAGCUCAUGCAAGCACGUUGUAGACUCUUAUCGCCAAAAUGUGCCGUACGCGCUCCGCAACCUCAAUUUGCCAAACGUCGUUAUGUAUCUUGACGGUGCACACGGCGGCUUGCUCGGCUGGCGUUACAUACUUAAAUCGGCUGCUCAAGAACUCGCGGACACGUAUAAAGCUGCUGGUAGUCCUUCGCAGUUCCGAGGCUUGGCUACGAAUGUUGCUGGCUAUAAUUCUUGGGAUCUUUCUCCAGGUGAAUACUUCGCGGAUCCGGAUGCAGAGCCUACGAACGAAGCCCACAACGAGAAAAGAUACAUCCUCUUGCUAGGUAAGGAGCUCCAGAAAACUGGCAUGCCUAGACAUUCUAUCACCGACACGAGUCGGUCGGGCGUACAAGGUAUCCGUAAGGAAUGGGGAGAUUGGUGUAAUGUCAAUGGAGCAGGAUUCGGUCGUCGGCCAGGGACGGAUACGUGUGAUGAAUGGGCGGAUGCCUUUGUGUGGGUGAAAUGGGGUGGAGAGAGUGAUGGGACGAGUGAUGCGACAUCGAGGACUUAUGAGAGUUUCUGUGGGAAAGUGGAUGCAUUUCAGCCGAGUCCAGAGAAGGGGGAGUGGAACCAGGCGUAUUUUGAGAUGUUACUGCGGAACGCCAAACUCGGGACAAAGUAUCAACCUUGUUGA
Messenger RNA from Lindgomyces ingoldianus, 1197 nucleotides. RefSeq names its product cellulase. Gene Ontology annotation, biological process: cellulose catabolic process. The record is from RefSeq and is a predicted model, not a curated record. The coding region runs from base 1 to 1197 and encodes 398 amino acids. The transcript has 5 exons. Gene Ontology annotation, molecular function: hydrolase activity, hydrolyzing O-glycosyl compounds. Lineage: Eukaryota; Fungi; Ascomycota; Dothideomycetes; Pleosporales; Lindgomycetaceae.